This is a messenger RNA of Nerophis lumbriciformis (worm pipefish), 1410 nucleotides long. The record is from RefSeq and is a predicted model, not a curated record. NCBI's taxonomy places the organism in Eukaryota, Metazoa, Chordata, Actinopteri, Syngnathiformes, Syngnathidae.
AUGGGAGACAGUCGAGAUUCACGGAGCCCUGACAGUUCGUCGGUGUCCUCCCCGCCCUCUGGCCAGCGCUCGCCACCUCUCGUACCAGCGGCAGCGGCCUCCAUGACCUCCCUCCCUCCCAUUUCCAGCGCCGGGGUAAACAGCCCAAUCAGUAGCAUUGGUUCCCCGUUUUCGGUCAUCAGCUCCUCGCUCGGCUCCCCUUGCCUGCCUGGUACGCCGUCGGUUGGGUAUGGUCCCAUUAGUAGUCCACAGAUAAACUCCACCGUGUCCAUGUCAGGACUUCACGCGGUUAGCAGCUCCGAUGACGUCAAACCUCCCAUCGGCCUGAAGCUGUCGGCGCACAGCCCAGGCCCGAUGCUUUCCCAGAAACGCCUUUGUUCCAUCUGUGGCGAUCGAUCCUCUGGAAAGCAUUACGGAGUGUAUAGCUGCGAGGGCUGCAAAGGCUUCUUCAAGCGGACGGUGCGCAAAGACCUGACUUACACCUGUCGGGACAACAAGGACUGCAUGGUAGACAAGAGGCAGAGGAACCGCUGCCAGUACUGCCGCUACCAGAAGUGCCUGGCCAUGGGCAUGAAAAGAGAAGUGGCUAAGAUGAACGACAGAUCGGUUCAAGAGGAGCGUCAGAGGAACAAGGAGCGUGAGGGCGAAGUGGAAUCCACCAGCGCGGUCAACGAGGAGAUGCCAGUGGAGAAGAUUUUGGAGGCGGAGAUGGCCGUGGAGCAAAAGACAGAGCUUCAUGCCGACGGAACCUCCGGGGGAAGCUCUCCCAACGACCCCGUGACAAACAUCUGUCAAGCCGCUGACAAGCAGCUCUUCACCCUGGUAGAGUGGGCGAAGAGGAUCCCCCACUUCUCGGAGCUGCCCCUUGACGACCAGGUCAUCUUGCUACGUGCAGGUUGGAACGAACUGCUUAUUGCAUCAUUCUCCCACCGAUCCAUCACAGUGAAGGACGGGAUCUUACUGGCCACUGGCCUUCACGUGCAUCGGAACAGCGCUCACAGCGCCGGCGUCGGAGCCAUCUUUGACAGGGCGCACAAUGCUGAGGUUGGGGCCAUAUUUGACAGGGUUUUGACAGAGCUGGUGAGCAAGAUGCGAGACAUGCAGAUGGACAAAACUGAACUGGGCUGCCUGCGUGCCAUCAUCCUCUUCAAUCCAGAUGCCAAGGGCUUGUCCAACCCGAGCGAGGUGGAGAUGCUGAGAGAAAGGGUGUACGCGUCUCUGGAGACAUACUGCAAGCAGAAAUACCCGGACCAGCAGGGCAGGUUCGCUAAGCUCCUCCUUCGACUGCCGGCGCUGCGCUCCAUCGGCCUGAAGUGUCUGGAGCACCUGUUUUUCUUCAAGCUGAUCGGCGACACACCCAUCGACACUUUCCUAAUGGAGAUGCUGGAGGCCCCUCACCAGCUCACCUAG